Molecule: messenger RNA, 1764 nt
Organism: Symsagittifera roscoffensis
Lineage: Eukaryota; Metazoa; Xenacoelomorpha; Acoela; Convolutidae
Product: cholinesterase-like
Exons: 4
Coding region: 141-1670 (509 amino acids)
Source: RefSeq, a predicted model, not a curated record
UGUUACCGAACAGUCCAUAAUUCGUACGCAUACGUCAUUUAAUGCAAGCGCAAACAAGCUAAACCGAAAACUAGUGAACAACUCAAUGUAAUUUUGUUCUAUUUAACUCCAUUCGAAGCUCAACCCUCGUCAUAACCAAAAUGGCAGAAGAAACAGAUUUAACAGUUACGUUAGAUACACCCCAGGGCAAAAUCAACGGUAAAGUUGUCAAAAUUGGAGACAAAUAUGUGGGAGAGUUUCUAGGAAUUCCAUAUGCCAAGCAGCCAAUUGGCGACCGGAGAUUUAAACUUCUGGAACCUCUGGAUGAGAAGUUAGACCAUGAAACCUCCCCUUUCUUAGCUCACAAAUCUGGAAACAGUUCAGUACAGACCCACCAAGGCAAAUUCUUCAACACUAGACAGCCAAUAGGCGAAGACUGCAUAUUCCUGAAUAUAUUCACACCUCUGGGCUCUGACCCUGAAAAAUUGAAACAAAGGUCUCAGGAAAAGUUGGCAGUACUUUUCCACAUCCACGGCGGUGGAUUCAAGAUUGGGAGUGGUUCGGAGCCCAUGUAUCAACUAAGCUUCUUUGCUGCCAGACAUGACAUAGUUUGUGUAAGCAUUAACUACAGGCUGGAUAUGCUGGGGUUUCUGAGUUACCCAGGAGUAAUUGAAGACAAUUUGGGAUUGAAGGACCAGCGGAUGGCGAUGAAAUGGACUCAAGAGAACAUAGCUGCAUUUGGAGGAGACCCGGAUAGAGUUACCAUAUAUGGCUGUUCAGCAGGAGGUGCUAGUGUCCAUUAUCACACUUUGUCACCGGAAAGCUGCCAGUACUUCGCUCGUGCAGUACCAUCAAGUGGAACCAUUAACAAAACAUGGAGUCGUGCUGCGAAAGCAGGUCACUACAAGAAAACUCUUAAGGCCAUAAAGAUGCUGGGAGGCCCAAAACACCCGACACCCGAGCAAAUACGAGAAUUUCUCUUGUCUUUGUCCGAGGAUAGAAUCAAGCAAUUCCUAACAGACACUAUGAGAAACCCAAGGGUGAGUUUCUCUCCAGUUGACGAGUUUGAUGACGAGAAGCUGCCCUCAACUACUCGACUGACGCACAAUAAACCACUUCUGCUCGGAGUAGCGUCAGCGGAGGGGAGCAUGUUUUGCGACAUCCUGUUCCCAAGAGAGGACCCCGGCAGAUCCACUUGGAGCCGACAAGUUGUCGGAGAACUAUUCGGAGAAAAACUGUUCUACCAGCCGCUCAGAGAGCUACUUGAUGAAGUUGUAAACUCACCCGACCUGCCCGUCUACGUGUACUUAUUCGACUACAAAUGCCCAACGAGACACGAGCUGAGCUUCCCAGAAGCCGAAGUGCCUUUACAUUUUGGAUCUUUUCACUCGCUAGACAUCAUAUUUCUGUUCAACUUGGCUGAGAAGAAAUCACACUUGUUUGACCCAACUGAAUCCGACAAAAUUGUGAACGAUAUUACCACUUCCAUGUUCGCUUCGUUCAUCAAAACCGACGAUUUGUCCAAGUUUCAAUUGGGCAAACUUGAGACCGAGAAGAAAACACUGAACAGAAUUUCGACCGAUGGUUUGACCACUGUAGGAACUGACUAUUUGCUUCCAAAGAGAAAAGCUCUAAUGUUAAAAACGGUGCUUGCUUGUGCAAUGCUGGUAAUGGCGCCAAAUAAGUAUUAAAUCACUCAAAUCACAAGCUUAUGUUCAGUUCAAGAGGGAAAUAUUUGUCGAAAACUUUCUACAUGCUACUAUAAUGCUAAUCUAAAGAGGUUUA